Messenger RNA from Triticum aestivum (bread wheat), 1904 nucleotides. RefSeq lists its product as uncharacterized. Gene Ontology annotation, cellular component: membrane. The coding region runs from base 293 to 856 and encodes 187 amino acids. Gene Ontology annotation, biological process: protein targeting; intracellular protein transport. The transcript is spliced from 5 exons. The record is from RefSeq and is a predicted model, not a curated record. Lineage: Eukaryota; Viridiplantae; Streptophyta; Magnoliopsida; Poales; Poaceae.
UCAUCCAUCAUCCCCAGCGCUUUGGUUCGUUUCCAGCACAUGGCCCAGUAACAGCAGGGCGGCCGGACCACCCACCGCCGUCUCUCCACGCCCACACGACGCCGGAGAACCUCGCAGCGCCGAACCGGAAGAGGACCCUGCGAGCGCCGCCUGGCUCGGUGGCAUCCAUCGCCGGGAGGCGAGAGCGCGUGCCGCGCGCAGCGGCGGAGGAUUUUCUCGUCCCCCACCGCAGCUCCUGAAACCCCAACCCUCUCUUCCGCCCAAACUCCACGCGUCGAGAAAUUCGGGGAGGAUGUCCGGACUGGCCGCGAGCGCGCUGCCUCUCGCCGCAGGUCCCAACCGCUCGCCGCGCCCACUGACGCCAUGUCCGUGCUCAUCUCCUCUUCCUAGCCAGAUCCUCACUUUCCGCCCGCGGUUUCCUUCGUUUGCAGGCCCGUCUCCGCUUCCGCGGUGCAGACUGACUCGACCCAGCGGCCUAACGAGGCCUCCACUACUCAAGGUUGCCGAGCUGCAACCAUGCCUUCUUCCCCGAUUUGCUUCGGCCAAGCGGCUGAAAUGUGCGGCUGCGUCGGGCAAUGGGCGUCAGGGACUUCGCGCCAGCCAAUACCGGUUUGAUGAUGAUGAGCCGCUGUGGCUUGCGGUGGUUAGAGAAUUCGCUGUGAGCGUGAGGAACUUGGUGGUUUUCUUGGCUGAGCAGCCAGGGCAAUUGAAGCACCUCGAAUGGCCGGGCUUCCGGAAUACAUUGAGGACGGCAGCACUUACUCUCAUACUCGUUGUGGUGUUCAUUGUUGCCUUGUCUUCCGUUGAUGCUGCCCUUUCAUACAUUUUGUCCUGGCUACUUCGGAAAUCUGCGUAGUUUACUGUGUGCAGGGAACCAAUAUAAAAUGUUUGGCUGCAGGCAAGCAUCUAUCUGGCAGUUAUCGGCGUCAUGGAUCUGAAUUUGGACUUUCUGUCUCAUGGAUCUGAAUUUGGACUUUCUGUCUCAUGGAUAUGAAACUACAUAACCAUUUCCUCUAUAAUGUUCCAUAGUGGAUGCAGAUCUUUGGAGAAAUGAGGAGACGAAGAUGGAGGAGAUCGAGUUUUGCCGGAGACGAAGCGCUCGGGUCCUCACUGGAGCGAGCAGCCGGCAUUCAUCUUCCUCCAGGUUAUCUCUCAUGAUCACAUAUUUUGUUGCAUCAUAUCAACUGGGGUUGCCCUGAAAUCUGAAUCACAGGCUGCACCAUGCGGUUCAUGUUUAUAAUAGCGAUAAAAAUGCACUUCUUUAUUGACACAACUCAUGCGAUGGGACCAAACAUGACACAGAAUCUGAUUCACUGUGAUGAUUAUUCAUAGUUCUCAUCUAAUCAAUUUGCUUCCGUCAUUUCGUUCGACAGAGCAUAUUCUUUAAUGUCUGUAUUCACAAGCACCAUUCAGUUAUAAUGUUAUAUACAUCCAAGCGGAAUUGAGAAACAUGGGAAGGUGGGAGGGAGAAAGCACAAAUGCAUUUUAUGGCAUGGACUCUGCCUUUUCUGCUCAUAAAAUAAGGGUACUGAAAUCCACAUGCAUAUUGCACAAGAGAAAGAACUAGAAACUACUGCAGAAGUAUUACAUCCGUACAUAUAUUUCGAACUAUUUCUGCAAGGUUGCAACACACAAGCCAGUCACAUAAAUUAUGACAUUUGAUAUGGUACAAGUGAUUACCCCUAAACCACUCACUACAUCUUUCGCCUAAUCGUCUAAAAGAGCCAUCAGCUCGGAACAUCAAUUUCAAACCCGAAACCAAGUCAACCAACCUAGUGCUUACUAGUCAACAAUACUAGCUAUAGCUAAAUACAUGGCAUCAGUAAUGUACACACAAAUGCAAAAACUUCAUAGCACACUGGUCCAUUUACAAUGCUAAGUACUUGGCAAUUGACCCAAUAGAU